AUCACAGCUUAGCAAGCCAAAACCUUCCCACAAUAUUAUUCUUAUAACCAAGCUAGCUGUGAGUAAUGGGAUCCAUUCAAGCAGAGCCAGUAGCUGUGCCUCAUGUUGUGUGCAUCCCAUUCCCUGCACAAGGCCAUGUGAACCCAUUCAUGAACCUGGCCAAGCUUCUCCAUGCUAGAGGCUUCCACAUCACCAUGGUGUACACAGAGUUCAACCACGCCCGGUUACUCAAGUCCAAAGGAUCCGAGGCGCUGCAGAACUCUCCCGGUUUCAGGUUUGAGACCAUUCCUGACGGUGUGCCACCUUCCAACCCUGAUGCCACUCAGAGUGUCACUGAGCUCUUGUACUAUACCAAGAAGCACUCGGUGGUUCCGCUCAGGGACUUGAUUGUGAAGCUCAAUUCCAACCCGGAUUUGCCUCCGGUGAGUUGCAUUAUUUCCGAUGGGAUUAUGGCCUUCGGAAUCAAAGUUGCCCGAGAGCUUGGGAUUCCUGUGGUUCAAUUCUGGACUGCUUCCACAUGUGGUCUCGUGGCCUAUAUGCAGUUCGUAGAGCUUGUCAAAAGGGGCAUUUUCCCAUUAAAAGAUGAGAAAAAUGUCACCAACGGUUACCUGGAAAACACCACUCUAGAGUGGAUCCCCGGAAUGAAACACAUGCGGCUCAAGGACAUGCCGAACUUCGUCCGGUCCACCGAUCCGGAGGACAUCGCCUUCAACCGCUGGCUCGAAGAGGCCCAGGAUAUCCUCACCGCCGAUGCCAUCAUCUUCAACACCUUCUAUGACUUCGAGGCUGAAGUCCUGGACACGGUUGCCUCCGUGUUCCCCAAGAACAACAUUUACAACUUGGGACCACUCACCACUCUCUGCAAGACCUUGCCGGCAAGCGAAGACGCCUCAACUCGGCCGAGCCUGUGGAAGGAGAAUACCGAGUGCCUGAACUGGCUCGACGCCCAAAAGCCCGACUCUGUCAUCUACAUCAACUUCGGCAGCAUUGCCGUCAUGACGGCUGACGAUUUCGACGAGUUUGCUUGGGGUUUGGCAAAUAGCGGUCACCCGUUUUUGUGGAUUGUACGGCCGGAUGUUGUGAAGGGAAAAUACUCAGCGACUUUGUCGGAUGAGUUUCUGGAAGCCACAAAAGAUCGUGGCGUGAUAGCCCGAUGGUGCCCUCAGGAGAAGGUGCUUGCACACCCUUCUGUGGGGACAUUUUUGACCCACAGCGGGUGGAAUUCCACUCUGGAGGGGAUAUGCGGUGGGGUCUCCAUGCUUUGUUGGCCGUUUUUCGCCGAGCAGCAGGUGAACUGUAGGUACGCGUGUACAACAUGGGGGAUUGGGAUGGAGAUUAGUACUAAUGUGAAGAGAGGGGAGUUGGAGAGUUUGGUUAAGGAGAUGAUGGAAGGGGAGAAAGGGAAGGUGAUGAGGAACAAGGCGGUGGAGUGGAAGAAGAAAUCGGAGAUUGCUUGCAGUGUUAAGGGAGGGUCGUCUUACGCGGAUUUGGAGCGAUUCGUUGAGUUCGUCCUCAACUUAUCGGUCAAGGGUUGAUUUCAUGAUCGAGGUGACAUGCAUGCAUGAUGGUGGAUGGUGUAUAAUUUGAUGUGCUGGCAAUAAUAUUUAGGGUUAAUUAAAGCAAAUUAAUUAAUGUGUAAUUGGCCUGCUCCAAUAUGGCGGGAGUGAUUAAGUUUGUUGUUGGCCCGAGUCCUGAAAUGCGGGCGCUUGAAUAAGGUUUGUAUUUAUGAAUUUUAAUGAGAUAAAUAAAAAUUAUUCAGUAUGGGCACGUAUAUGAUCA
This is a messenger RNA of Rosa chinensis, 1779 nucleotides long. RefSeq names its product 7-deoxyloganetin glucosyltransferase. The record is from RefSeq and is a predicted model, not a curated record. Lineage: Eukaryota; Viridiplantae; Streptophyta; Magnoliopsida; Rosales; Rosaceae. The transcript has 2 exons. The coding region runs from base 66 to 1535 and encodes 489 amino acids. Gene Ontology annotation, molecular function: UDP-glycosyltransferase activity.